Messenger RNA from Argiope bruennichi, 1687 nucleotides. RefSeq names its product 5'-nucleotidase domain-containing protein 3-like (gene Nt5c). The transcript is spliced from 14 exons. NCBI's taxonomy places the organism in Eukaryota, Metazoa, Arthropoda, Arachnida, Araneae, Araneidae. Bases 71 to 1624 code for a protein of 517 amino acids. The record is from RefSeq and is a predicted model, not a curated record. Gene Ontology annotation, molecular function: 5'-nucleotidase activity.
UUACGUUUGGGUAUAAAGGGGGAGGGGGAGACGCGGCAAAGGAAGGGAGAAACGUGUGUAUCUUACCGUCAUGCAUCCAUCAGCUGCGCUUAGGACAUUAUUACAUGUUAAAGGACGACAAACAGUAAUAACAGCCCUUUUAAAUUCCAAAAGUGUUUUCAGGAAAAAUGCGUUGCAGUUUUCAAGAAGUACAGGCGAUAAAGCAUCGGAUAAGGAUAACCUUUUGGAAAAGUACUAUGUUGCCAAACAAGCAUAUGAAGCUAAUUUACCCCCACCUGAAGUGAAUCCUCUUGGUGUUUUUGCUAAUAAUGAAUUGAAUCUCUCCCAAAUACAAGUAUAUGGAUUUGAUUACGAUUAUACUUUAGCAGUAUAUAAAGAAUCAUUACAUUAUUUGAUUUAUAACUUAGGAAGAGACUUUCUUGUAAAUAAAUUUAAGUAUCCUAAAGACAUUCUCAAGUUAACAUAUCAACCUGGAUUUGCAAUUCGUGGUUUACAUUAUGAUAUGCAAAAGGGUGUUUUGAUGAAAAUAGAUUCCUUUCAUCAAAUUCAGUUUGAGAGUGUGUAUAGGGGAAUGACCCAGUUAAGUAAAGAAGCUGUGAUCGAAAUUUAUGGAGGUUCCUAUAUACCUCAGGAAAUGAUAAGAGGAAAUGGUUCAGAAGCAAGAAUGAAGCAGCUGAAUGAUUUGUUUUCUGUGCCAGAGAUCUGCCUUCUGUCUAAUGUUACAGAUUAUUUUGAGAAACAGAAUAUAGCUUACCAUCCGGAAAUUCUGUCUUAUGAUAUACAAAAUGCUGUACAAAAUAUACAUCCUGUGAUGCAUAAACUUCUGGAUGAGGAUACUAUUGGGCAAUACCUUGAAAAUCAUCCAGAUAUGCCUAGGUUUCUUCAUAGGUUAAAGGCAGCUGGGAAGAAAAUGUUUUUAAUCACAAACAGUCCUUUCAAGUUUGUUGAUAAUGGUAUGAAGUACAUGAUAGGUCCUAACUGGGCAGAUCUUUUUGAUGUAAUAGUAGUUCAAGCAAGAAAACCCAAAUUUUUUAUGGAUCAAAGCAGGCCCUUUAGGAUUUAUGAUGUACCCUCCAACAGUCAACUCUGGGAAAGGGUUUUAUCUUUGGAUAAAGGGAAAGUGUACAUUGAAGGUAAUUUGAAUGAAUUGCAGCGUAUGACUGGCUGGUAUGGCAAUGCCGUUUUAUAUUUUGGUGAUCAAAUAUAUACUGACCUAGCAGAUUUGACAUUGCAUCAUGGGUGGAGAACUGGAGCAAUAAUACAAGAACUUACUAAAGAAAUAAAUAUUUUGAAUUCGGAGGAAUUUCGACAUGACGUUGGAUGGCUUCAAACACUGCAACAUCUGAUAGAAGAAAUGCAGGAUUUUGAAGAGGCAGAUGAUUUUAUUGAACAACUUUUAGUUGAACGUGACGAACUCCGUACUUUCACAAAAGCCAUGUUUAACAAGCAGUUUGGCAGCAUCUUCCGAACUCAUCACAACCCAACUUAUUUUUCUAGACGACUUUUUAGAUAUUCUGACAUUUACAUGUCCCAUAUUACUAAUUUGUUAAAUUUUUCCUUGAAACACACUUUUUAUCCAAGGAGAGGGGCACUGCCUCAUGAAUGUAAAGUACCUUUUAUUUAAAAAAAUAUUUAGACACAAAAGGUAUUUUAGUAACUAUUUUGUCAGAAAAAAUAUUUUGUUUAU